AUGAUAGGUGUCCUUCGGCAAAGUUUACCAAUCCGUCCAGUAGAUUAUAAUGGUCGGUGUUUCUGGUCAGCGGAUGGUGGUAAUUUAACGACGGCGAAGGAAUUGUGCAAUGACAGUGGUGGAACUAUUUUUACAUUUAAUACUACGUCGGAAGCCUCAGAUAUCCUUGAUGCAUUAAACAUAUCACGCGAUAUUCCUGUUUUUAUUGGAGCAAUACGUGUCUACAGCAAUGACAGUUCGUAUUUUGAUUGGCUGUCGCGACCAGGAACGUGGCCAUCUGACGCAGUUGUGGACGUCACAUCUGAAAAUGAACAGAAUAACGGAACAGAGAAUAUUUGUGUUGAGCUUUUAGGGGACACAAUGUCCUUGACACAUUGCGCUAGAUUCAUGAAUGUAACCAUCUGCGAGCAAGAUGAUGCUCUGGAAUGCUAUGUAAACCAAGAUUCCCUUGAACCGGUUACUAAUUCCGUCAAGACAGGUACGUAUUCUGCGUUGAUGACACCAGACCUUCCGCCAACUGGUAAUCUGUCAGCUUAUCUGAACGAUGACAUGAAUAGUUUGGAGCAGACGACAAUUUCUGAAGAAAUUUGUAACAGUACAUCAUGUAUAACUGCAGGAAGCAUGAUAAACAGUACCCCUGUACCUAAAAACUUGAACUUGAGCAGUGACCAAUGGGGCCUAACAGCAAACAAACAAACCACCGAGCCAACGGAAGUAGAUUUAGGAGAGUUGAUGGUAAUACCCGAUGGAAAUGGUACACGAAUAACCAAUUUUUCCACACUUUUAUCUGAAAUCUUCGAAAAAUCCAAACCUAAUAUCUCUAAAGAGGUACUAGUUACUACAGAUUUGCCGAGCACAACAAACAUGUCUGGUAACUAUGGUAACAAUAGUAAAAAUCAGCAUCACAACAUAACACAUGGAACUCCAGUUAGAGAAGCUAAAUUCCAGACCGCGAACACGGACAAAAUAUUUCACGGAAGAGUUCAAAUUUCAGGAAUUAACAGCGGUUCGGUACAACCGUAUUCUCUCCUAAUAGACAAGUAUCACCAUGAGAUAGAAGAACUGGAAAAUAUAAGCAGAAUAUUGAACACAUUGAAACAUGAGCAGCAGGUCGACAAUAACACAUUAAUGGUGUUUGCAGAAACCGUAGGGAUAGCUACAGGCGACGUACAGAUAACGGCUGAAACAGAACAAUUAAAGAAAGACCUAUUCUCGGACAUAAUGAGUGUUGGUGAAGAUCUUGUAACAAGGUUCCCCGCAUCAACAGCAGAACUCUCCAUUACCACUGAUAAGUUAGUAUUAUAUUCACGGAUAGUGAAACCUUCAGGACGGAGGGCAUCUGAUGUGUCCCUUGAGGUUGACCAUCCUCAUACAGACACCCAUAUAAAACUCAUCAAAUCUAUCUUUGAAGCAGAAGAUAACACAGGAUUUCGCGUAUCAACUAUUGCGUACAAGAAAAUGGGUAGUUUUGUGAAAGCCAGUAACAAAUAUUUGACGAGCACUGUAGUCUCCGUAACUGUCCAAACUAUCCAAGGUAAUGAAACAAAACAUGCGACAAUAAGGAAAAAAGAUGCAAUAACGUUUGACAUGAAAACACAUGUACAAAUGAACAAGAAGGAGCAAAAGCGAAUGUGUACAUUCUGGGAUUUUUCUAGAAGGAAGUGGUCCUCGUCAGGGUGCAGUGUUGUCUCCAAAAAUACCACCCAUACAAAAUGUACAUGUGAUCAUCUGACCAACUUUGCCAUACUCGUCAUGUAUGUAGAAACUGAAAACAUUUCACUACAAAGCCAGCAAGCGUUGUUUACACUAACGACUGUUGGAUGUAGUUUAUCUAUAGCAUGUCUAGCUAUGACGUUAAUUUGCUAUAUAUAUCUCAAAAUGUUGACAAACGAGAAGAUAAUGAUCCAUGCUAACCUAUCUCUGGCGUUGUUGCUAGGUCAAAUUGUGUUUGUUGCUUCAGGGGAUGCCCACAGAUACGCUAUGGCGUGUAAAGUUGUGGCUAUUCUGUUACAUUUCCUGUUCAUGGCAUCAUUUACGUGGAUGAUGGUUGAAGGUAUAGCACUCUAUCUCUGCUGUACGAAGGGUAUAUUCCAUCAUCGUGACAUGCGCGUCAAGUACUUCCUGUUUGGCUGGGGACUCCCGCUGAUCAUUGUCGUAAUAUCCCUGGCAGCGCGCUUUCCGGAUUACGGCAGUGGACCCCAAUACAGUUGCUGGUUGUCAAUAGAUGAUGGAUUAAUCUGGGCGUUCCUCGGACCAAUGCUGGUCAUUGUAGUGCUGAACAUUGGAGUAAUGGGACUGGUCAUCAAAUGUUUCCUAACACUAAGAGCAAAUUCUGAGAAGACUGAAGCUGCCAGGUUGAGAGGUAGUCUACGAGCUAUGAUGACGUUGUUACCGUUGCUAGGUGUCACGUGGAUACUGAGCUUGUUGGUGCCGUUCAGUGUCGUAUUUCAUUACUUCUUUGUCAUCUUCAACACCGUCCAGGGAAUGUGUAUCUUCUUCCUCCAUUGUAUUUGCAAUGAAGAGAUCCGGAAGAAGUUUUACGAGAAGAGACGGCGCUGGUCUACGACCAGAACUGGUUCAGACGCCGAGAUGACGUUUCCAAGCAGACGUAAAACUGGGAGCUUUGACGCCAUUCGUAUUGCCGCGACUGCUACCCCGCUACCGGCGGAAUAUGCUUCUAGACCUGCAUGGUCAUAAAUAGGUGAUUCUAAAUAGGUGGGCAGAUAUAAACCACGUCGUUGGUAGGGAUGUAAAUAUUUGGAAGGAAUGACAAUUUCAAAUAGAGGAA
Ruditapes philippinarum (Manila clam) is the source of this 2788-nucleotide messenger RNA. RefSeq names its product adhesion G protein-coupled receptor E4-like. Gene Ontology annotation, cellular component: membrane. The transcript has 20 exons. The coding region runs from base 1 to 2697 and encodes 898 amino acids. Gene Ontology annotation, biological process: adenylate cyclase-activating G protein-coupled receptor signaling pathway; cell surface receptor signaling pathway. NCBI's taxonomy places the organism in Eukaryota, Metazoa, Mollusca, Bivalvia, Venerida, Veneridae. Gene Ontology annotation, molecular function: G protein-coupled receptor activity. The record is from RefSeq and is a predicted model, not a curated record.